AUGUCUGCCUCCCUCGCACCCGAAUGCAAUGAGGUGAAGGAACGCUACGACACGUGUUUCCUAAAGUGGUACAGUGACAAGUACCUACGUGGAAAUGGAACAGAUAGCAAUGAGUGUUCUGCUCUCUUUAAAGAGUACAGGAAGUGUCUAGAAGUUGCUCUCAAGUCCAGAGGCAUUGAUAAACUACUAGACGAGGCGAGAGAAGACAACAAGGACAACGACAAUUCGUACAUGGGGAGAAAGUCCUCCGCUGCAAUGCCUGGAUAUGAUGGCCUUAUGAGGAUCUUCUGGCCUGCAGAUAUCGCCAGGUCAGAGUUCCCUGGCGUUAUUGUGGGCUGGCGAAACUCUGAGCUUGAUGUCUUCGUCGUAGCCGUUCUCGACGUCGCUGAUGCCCAAAAUGUCGAAUACCAUCUCAAAGUUGGCACGCUAUUGCGAAACUCGAGCCACGCCGUGAAUCGUGUGUACGAGCUUUGCGGUCACCUCUCCAUGCAUGUCCUAGGCGUUACCAAUGCGCCAGAAACAGCCAGCGUUGACCCGUCUUGGGUCCGGGCGACGACUGGGCCCAGCUACCCCGUUCCAGUCAUCCGAUGCGAUCAUGCCUCCAACGUUCAAAUCAUCAUGUUCAAGCGCCCUCAACCCCUGCGCAUGCAGUACAUGUCUCUCAACCCUAUCGCGCUCGAUCUCGAGGAGAGACAUUUCGACAUGCCUUUGAGCGGCAUCGAGGCGGUAAACGAGCAACACGAAAGGGAAAGGCGUGAGGAGAAGCAGAGACUGGCAGAGAAGCUUAAACAGCACAGCAUCGUCAGGCGGAUUCUCUCUCCCAAGGAGAAGACGCUUCCCCGGGUCGUAGAAUCAGCAAACACCGUCAAGGAUGCGGCAAUGUCAUGGUUUUGGCGCCUCUUCCUCUUCUACGUCUUCCCGGUCAUCCAACGCUUCUUUUCCCUUAUUCUUCUCGGCCACCGUAUAACGGCGGAGCUGCUUCUGCGGGUACUUGAAUUCCGAGCGCGACCACAUCAUGCCGCGUUAAAGGAUCUAUCGGCGACCGCCCAGCAGGUAGAAAUACGGUUGCAGCAGUUUUGUUACUGGCCUACCCAACACAUGAAGCUCCGCCAGCGGAAAAGCGAUUGGGCGAGUGUAACAACAAGCCAUCCCGAUUAUAUUCGCUUCUUUAAUAGUCUCUGGCUCGUUGCAAACGAUGUCAUUAUAGGUAUUGCGAUGGGGUCCUACAUCAUCGAGCAUGCCGAGUGGGUGGGCGAGCAGAUCGGCGUCAUUCUUAGGACGUACACAGUAGAAGCCCUUCAGACGAGUAUAACAUGGCUCAUGGGAUGGCCUGCUGGUCUCAAGCUCAAUAACGAGCUUGCUGCGUUCCUAGGCGACCUGUUCCUCUGGGUUAUUGACUACUGGUCAGGUUUCAUCGACCUUCUCCAACCUGCACUACCGCACAUUAUAUGGUUCAUCGGCUUCUCUAGUUUUGGCGGUGCGAGCUUGCCCCUUGCCAUGCUCUCCGACUUGCUUUCGGCCCUCACCAUUCACAUAUACUCGUUCUACCUUGCCUCGGCUAGAAUAUUCAAUUGGCAGCUCAGCAUCCUCUUACUCGUCGGCACCAUUAUUUUCACCCUCCUCAUUUUCCUACUCCCAACUGUCAUCGUUUUCUACCUCAACUUUGCUAUUGCGAGAAUGAUCAUUAUUUCGCUCAAGGCAGCCUUCGACACGCUCCUCUCUUGUUUAAACCACUUUCCCCUCUUCGCCAUCAUGUUGCGCAUCAAGGAUCCGAGUCGACUCCCGGGCGGUGUCCGAUUCGAACUCGGCAAGAGUCAUCCUGUCGUGCGAGCCCCUUCCGGCUCGCUAAACCGACCUCCCACCUCCGUAAUUCAUCUCAAGACGGCGACCUUUUUAAUCAGAACACUAAUAAUCACCUCCUCGUGCCACCAGAUGCUAGCCAUUCGUACUGUUCGCCUGACGUACUAA
Messenger RNA from Parascedosporium putredinis, 1968 nucleotides. NCBI's taxonomy places the organism in Eukaryota, Fungi, Ascomycota, Sordariomycetes, Microascales, Microascaceae. The record is from the annotation of a GenBank genome assembly.